This is a messenger RNA of Diaporthe citri, 315 nucleotides long. RefSeq lists its product as uncharacterized. The transcript has a single exon. The coding region runs from base 1 to 315 and encodes 104 amino acids. The record is from RefSeq and is a predicted model, not a curated record. NCBI's taxonomy places the organism in Eukaryota, Fungi, Ascomycota, Sordariomycetes, Diaporthales, Diaporthaceae.
AUGGGCAUUCGCGAAAAUCCCGAUCCCAUCCGACCUGAAUCCGACCCCACUGGCAUGGAAAUCAAGAAACAGAAGAAGGUCGCCUUCGCGGCUGUGGAGGUGCGAGAGGAGGUGUCUACCCGACCCGAGACGAUCCGGGUCCAGACUUGGCCAAGAGUUGUGGCGGACAAGUCGAGGGAGAUCGAACUUGAAGUCGAACCAAAUAUUCACAGGCCCAAGGGAAGGGUGGUGGAGCAGGGAGGCGCGAUAAGCUAUGUCACGGAGAUGUUGUUCUACAUGCGCAACUUCAACUUUUUCCCUCUCCAGCAUUACUGA